CGCAGCAAACCGGCACCAUGCUGAUUCCCAAGGCGAACCGCAAGGCGAUCUACACCCGCCUCUUCCAGGAGGGUGUCCUCAUCGCUGAGAAGGAUUUCAACGCUCCCGCUCACUCUGAGCUGGCCGAGAUCCCCAACCUCCAGGUCAUCAAGGCCUGCCAGUCGCUCAACUCUCGCGGCUAUGUCAAGGAGCAGUUCGCGUGGCGCCACUACUACUGGUACCUGACCGAUGAGGGUCUCGAGUACCUCCGCACUUACCUCCACCUUCCCGCGGAGGUUGUGCCCAACACCCACAAGCAGCCUGCUCGCCCCACCGCUCGCCCCGGUCGCGCGGCUGCUCGCCCUGCUGCCUCGGGUUUCCGUGGUGCCGCGGAUUCCUACCGCCGUGACGAGGGCAAGGUUGGUGGUGCCGGUCCUGGCUUCCAGCCCCAGUUCAAAGGCUCGUACGGUCGUGGUGCCUCCAUGUAAAAAUUGAUGGCUGCCAUCUAGUUGACCGUUUGGAGAGUGUUGUGCCCCGGCUCAUCGCAUACGACUGACUCCAAAUCAAAAACAAAAACCCCCAAAUUCAGCGCGUGGUCGCUUUGUCGACAUGCCCAGUUCUAUGAA
Monosiga brevicollis MX1 is the source of this 605-nucleotide messenger RNA. RefSeq lists its product as uncharacterized. Bases 18 to 467 code for a protein of 149 amino acids. The record is from RefSeq and is a predicted model, not a curated record. The transcript is spliced from 3 exons. Lineage: Eukaryota; Choanoflagellata; Craspedida; Salpingoecidae. Gene Ontology annotation, molecular function: RNA binding; structural constituent of ribosome. Gene Ontology annotation, cellular component: cytosolic small ribosomal subunit.